ACGGGAAUAGAUCAAAGACGGGCAAGCCGGUUUUUCGGCCAUACGGGGCUGCCAUGAAAUAUAUGCUCAAAAUGGCUGAAGACUCAGUCCGUGGAGAGAAGCCUUGGGAGGUGGCAUUAAUGGAAAUGGUGUCCAAGCCGCCUCCCUGUGUGAACGUGGUGGAGCUGUUGGAACGGAUCGACGUGUGCACUUCUUUCGUCUUGGUGCUGGAGCGAUCCGUCCCCUGCAUGGACCUCCGGAAAUUCUGUGAAAGUAAGAAAGAUGGUCGGUUGUCUGAACGUCUGAGUCGAGAUAUAAUGUUGCAGGUGUUUCGAGCUGCUCAUCACUGCUUUAAACGGGGAGUUGUUCACGGUGACAUCCGAGCCGAUAAUGUUCUCGUAAAUACGGACACGCUGGAGGUGAAGUUGAUCGACUUUGGCUGUGGAGAGUUUCUGUUAGAAAACUACAUUUGCACAAGCUAUUCAGGUCGGUUCAGAGGAGAUAUGGGAUAUAAUCAGUGCAGUGGAGAAUUUUUAUUUUGUUAUGGUUGCUGCUCUCUCUCUUUUUUCAAUCAAUCAAACACCUGCUUUCUGUUUAGGACUUUCUACUUACUUCUGGAGUUUGGCUGUACUCUUGGUUGA
Ictalurus furcatus (blue catfish) is the source of this 620-nucleotide messenger RNA. RefSeq names its product serine/threonine-protein kinase pim-1-like. Gene Ontology annotation, molecular function: ATP binding; protein serine/threonine kinase activity. Gene Ontology annotation, biological process: regulation of mitotic cell cycle; protein autophosphorylation; negative regulation of apoptotic process. NCBI's taxonomy places the organism in Eukaryota, Metazoa, Chordata, Actinopteri, Siluriformes, Ictaluridae. Bases 54 to 620 code for a protein of 188 amino acids. The transcript is spliced from 3 exons. The record is from RefSeq and is a predicted model, not a curated record. Gene Ontology annotation, cellular component: cytoplasm.